CUAUUGACAACACGAGGAAGAAAAAUAAGCCAAUGGUUUACUGCAUGGCCCAUUUCUUUACCCUUCUCAUAAGCUUAAGAUACAGAAGAUCAGGAGCUACUUAGUUAUACAACAACGGGCUGUCAUAGCACCAACAAGAAAAAAAGGAAACCACCAGCAAAACAAAAGAAAGAAUAUAUCCUACAACAGCAAUUAGGAUGCCACCCACUGAUGCCUACUACUGUCAACAUGUGAUCUUGGUUGCCAGAGGGGUUACUAGAACAGCAGUGUUUCCAGUUAUAGGCUUCAGGCUAGCUGCAUUCUCCAGGCGUUGCCACGCUUCCUUCCUCUUCUCAGCUAAAACACUCAGCUGUUCUUCUUCGUCCUUGAACUGGGCAAGGCACGACAGGAAGAGCUGUUCGUCCAUCUCCGAGAACAUUUUCCUGAUGUUGAGAGUUAAGUUAAGCACUCCUUGGUUCCAAUGGUUCUGUGCAUUCUUCUCCAAUGCUGGAAAUAUGAUAGGCAGGAUCACGUGCCGGUUGUGUGCUAUCAAGUUCACGAUUUGGUCGUUGUUCCACAAGAAAAGGGCGCGUUCAGCC
This is a messenger RNA of Linum tenue, 578 nucleotides long. The record is from the annotation of a GenBank genome assembly. Lineage: Eukaryota; Viridiplantae; Streptophyta; Magnoliopsida; Malpighiales; Linaceae.